AUGAUCAGCGAACGUAGUGCCUCCGGGCGAGUCAAAAUCUUGACAGCGCUUAAGAUCUUAAUGCUGGAUUUUGGAGAGCGCUUCGACUAUUUAGAGAAGGAAGCCGCACUUUUACAGAUGCUCGGGCGCUACUGCGAACGUCGCUGCGAAUUGGCGAGCCAAGGUUUUGACAAAGCUGGUACGAUGCAGACGAAGGAGACAAUCGGCUAUGUGACUGGGUGCGCAGAGCAGGCUCUCAACUUUCAGCUCGCUUGUCCGGGCUGGCCGGGCGAUUUCAUAUUGCGCGGAGUACGUUCUCGAUUUUCAGCACGCGCUCGGUUUUCAGCUGGCUGCUUCGGUGCAGUCGGUCAAGCCAAGCUUGAUCUCCUGGAUUCAAGAAGCUUCCACGCGAUCCGAAAGUCCGCGCUUGGAGAGGAGUUUCGAUCAGAGCACAUCCAGAUGCGCCAGAUACGUGCCAACUUGCGACACCAUGUCAACAAGGUGGAAUAUGUCAACUGGGUGGUUGAAAACACUAUUGGAGUGAUCGAUCCGCGACGCAAGCAUGCAGGUCUUCGUCACCGCCGUGCCGUUGCCAGUCCAAGCAGCUUCAGUGGGGAGAUAACUAGUGAAGAGGCUGGCGGCAUCAGCGAUUGGGAUAAUGUCGAGUCUGCCGCUUCUAGUGUCGGCUCCGAAGAAGCAUCUGAUGUUGGGGAUGCUGAUAUCAAUACUGCUAGACAACGCGAGUUUGGGGAACAUCGUAAGAAUAGCCAAGAUGAUGGAGCAGCCGCUGCAGCAGCAGCUAAGAAGGUCGAGAAGGGUAAGAAGAGGUCUGAGCAUUGGGCGAAGAAUGUAAUCAGCUGCGGGAAAGAAAAUAUAGUCAUAUACAACGGUCAUCUGCGUUGCGACAAUAGCCCAUGCUGCCGAGCAGUUAUAAACACCCUCCUCGAAGAGUUGGAGAGCGUCUACCUAGCUGAAGGCUACGCGACCAAAGACGUAUUCAAGAUCCUGCUAAUGGCUCCGAAGGCGAAGAAACUACAUGCUGUAUCAAGAACCGGCUGUCAUGCUUCUUGUGGCUGUUAUGCUUCCUGUUAUGCUUCGUGUGGUCUCGUAUACAUGAAGAAGUGGCGCACCUCACAUGCCAACAAGACCUUCGCUGAUUCCAAACGGGCGUUUGGCGUGCCACCGGUGUUCUUCAUGUUCCGAGCUCUGCAGGGGCAGCUGUCCGACGUGUACACCCUGGCCAAGAGGAGAGAUCAUUCGGAGGACAACAUUGCUAGCACGUUGUCCGAGGUUGGAGACGCCGAAGUACAGACGCAAGCAGGGCAUUUUGACGAGCUCGUUGCUAUGCUUGAGAAUGGUACUCAGCAGGUGUGCCAGAGUGUUGCUGAUUCCCCUGCCGAGUUCAACAGGGACGCAGCUAAGAAGGAUAAUGGCGGAGACCAGGAAGAAGUUUGUCGAACCAAGAGUCAAUCGCGACAGAACUCAGCGACAGGCGAGACUCGUGCUGCUGCCGCUGCUGCCGCUGCCGUCGCUGCAAAUGAAGACAUGCCACCCGGUAUCGAAGGUGCACAAGAUGAGGAAGACAUGCUCAGCUGUAUUUCUCGCCGCGACUCUCAAGCACUCGUGUCUUGCACAUAUUUCCGGGACUGGAAUUCGCAAGAGAAGUCCGAGCUAGGCCAGCAAUCACAGCAGUGGCUUUGGUCCAAGAGCUCAUGGGCAGCAUCAAGCGCGUAG
Messenger RNA from Pseudocercospora fijiensis CIRAD86, 1713 nucleotides. RefSeq lists its product as uncharacterized. The record is from RefSeq and is a predicted model, not a curated record. The transcript is spliced from 13 exons. Bases 1 to 1713 code for a protein of 570 amino acids. Lineage: Eukaryota; Fungi; Ascomycota; Dothideomycetes; Mycosphaerellales; Mycosphaerellaceae.